Naegleria gruberi is the source of this 906-nucleotide messenger RNA. RefSeq lists its product as uncharacterized. The record is from RefSeq and is a predicted model, not a curated record. Lineage: Eukaryota; Heterolobosea; Eutetramitea; Acrasida; Naegleriidae. Bases 1 to 906 code for a protein of 301 amino acids. The transcript has a single exon.
AUGAGAGCGCCAGAAGAGAACAAUAACACAACACAAGAAACAACAACCGCUACUACUACUGCUGCUGUUGCUACCACUGUUGAAACUCAAGAACAAGCUCCAACUACAAGCACUGCUGCUUCCUUUACUACUGGUAAUCAACAACACCAUCAUCAUAACAAGGGAAGAGGUGGAAAUAAUAACCGAGGAAGAGGAAGAGGAAAUAGAGGUGGAAGAGUUGGUAAUCAUCAUAUUAAUAAUACUACUACCACUACAACUACUACUACCAAUUCUAGAGGAGGUAAUCAUCAACAAACUUCUACUACUUCUACUAACAAUAGAGUUCACAACAAUCAAAGUACCAGAGGAGGAAGUCAUCACAGAGGAGGACAACAUCACAAGAAGGUACACCAUCCAAAUAUUGUAACCAUUCCAGCAAACACCAAUCCACAACAAGAAUUACAACUUCCACAACAAGUUGUAACUCAACCAACAUAUGCUCAACAAACAAUGCAAUCUGUUCAACAAACAGUCACAGCUGUUCCAACUACUGAAUCAACAACACCACAAGAAAGACAACCUGUCUGCUUUGGUCGUUUUACCAUUCCAAAGACAAUUGUGUGGAGUGAAAUGUUGAAAUAUUUACAAACACAAGUACCUUCAUUCUCGGGAAAUGUUCUUAACGAGGAUAAAAUUCAACCAUUGCUCAAUGACAAACAUCCAACAUCCUAUGUUGUUUAUAUUAACUUUUUAAUUCCAGGUGUUUUCGAAUCGGUUUUGACAUACAUCAAAUAUAACGCUAAUUACUUUGCUGGUGUCCAAAUACAAGGUCCACUCCCACCAAAGCCAAUUCCAACCAACGGUACACUACUACUACUGCUGCUGCUGCUACUACUAGUAAACCACAACAAUAAUUUAUUUUAUUGA